AGCUCGCCGCAGUAUCUUUAUUAAUGCGGGGUGGGCGGGGCGCUCAGGGCGCGUCCAGCAGCAGCAGCUUGUGCAUGUACGAGUUCAGCCAGUGGCGGCGCUCGAGGGCGGCCAAGAGCCGCGCGCGCUCUCGGAAGGCAGCGUCGUCCGCCAGCGCCAAGCUCCGCCGCGACAGUGGGGUGACUGGACCCGACGAGGCCCGGGCCGGGGUGCGAAGGCUGUAGGGAGACGGAUGGACCCGUUGCCCCCUCCCAUUGCAGGUGGUCCUUCCUGAGGUCUAACUGGAAGCUCCAUUACUGCACCGUGGUCUCCCCGCCCCGCCUCGUCUCCUCUCCUCUGUCCUCUGCGUGUCUGUCUGCCUGUCUCCCUUUCUCUCUCUCCCCUUCGCUCCCCAGGUCGGAAGCUCUCUUAGUAUCCACACGGAGUCCCCCGCACUUGUCGGGCCCCAGCGCUCAGCGCACUGCCUGGCAAAGUAGCAGGCAGUAAACGUUGCUCAAAGAAUGAGUCCAUUUCGGCACCGAGUCGAACACCUUUCCCGGAAUCUGUCUCUUGGAUCUCUUUCUCGUGCUGAUUCUCGGUCCACCCUCCUCUUCACAUCCCGCCUCCCGCGCGCCCAGGCUAGUCUCUGUCCUCUGGGUUUCUUCGCCUCCUCUUUGGGUCUCUCCGCACGUCUCUGGGUUCCCACCCCUUCCCAGACCUCGCACCUACCUGAAGACCCCGGCAGGAGGCAGGGCAACACCUGAGGCAGUGCGGGUGCCCCAGGGCACAAGCAGCAACAGCAGCAGCAGCAGCCGCACCCGGGGGCUUCUGGUCACCUGUCGGGUCUCCAUCACCUGUGGAGGAGAGAGAAGAGCUCCUAAAGUUCAAUCCGGACCAGAGCCCCGGGCUCCACCCUCCCUUCACCCUCCCUCCACCCAGCAACCUCCUGCGGGGCCCCUACCGCUCAGUGGGCUUGGGCAGCGAUGCCGUAGCCCCCUUAUAUCUUCUCCCCAGCCCCCGGCUCUAGUGACGCAGGCCGGGCUGGGGGCGCUGGGUCAAUUCCCCCCACGGGCUCAUUAGGAGCCAGCCGCGAUAAUGAGGAGUCCAGGGUGGGGGCCUUGCCGCUUCCUUGGCGGCCACCAACUAAUUGGGACCAGGAGCUGAGACCUGAGAAGAGGAAGGGGGAGAGACAGAGACACAGAGGUGGGCACAGGGUGGGUGUGUCAGAGGGAUAAAAAUAGAGACUGCAGAGGGACCAUCCAGUAGAAGUCAGAGACAUAGAAAGAGAUGAGGAAAACAGAGAGGAGGAGGAAGGGACACGCCUGGGAGAAAAUGCCACAGGAGGGAAGGACAAAGACAGAGGGGACCAAGCAAGGGAAGGAGAGGAAGGAAGCGAGAAAGAGUCAGAGCCAGGUUGAGAUGGAAGAUGGAGGGAAAAGGCUCUCAGAGAGAAGGAAAGGAAAGAUAGCAGAGAGAGGGACAUGCCCAGAGAAAAUCCUGAAGGGAGAGAUCAGAGAGAGCAGGCCCCACACAGCAGGGAGGCGGGCAGAGGCUGGAGUACUAAAGGGCUGCACCUGGGACAUGAGCUCCUGGAUUCCCAGUUCCCCAGAGAGGAUGUAUACAGAGCUUGGACUCCUAGGGCUAAGGCUGGAUGGGACAGGGACCCAAUUUCCUGACUUUGGGGAAGGAAUUGCUGAGGACCUGAAUUCCUGAAUCUGGGGAAGGAGAGAGCUGGAAGUCUGAAUUCCUGGGUCUGACUGGAAGGAGCUGGAGACCUUGACUUAGUCGGUUCAAGAAUGAAGGUACCAGGGACCUAGAUCCUUGGCUUUGGGGGCAGAGGGUCAGGACCUUUGGUUUAAGAGGGAAGAUAGUUUGGGUCACAUCCUCCCCACAUCACUCAGUCACUAACUCCCUUCUCCACUCCAGAGACAAUGUCAUUUAUCUCUGUCCCUUUAAGAGCCUUAGCUGUUGCUAAGUUCCCAGGAUCCCUGGGGAGGGGGUCAGAUGCGUCACCUGUGCACCUCUGGGACCCUAGCUCCUGCUGCCCCACCCAGAGUCAUUCUGCAGCACUAACAGGUCUUUGCAUCUAACUCUGCUCACCUGCUGUUAUCUUGGACACCUAUUGAACAGCUACAGGCAUCUCCCAGAGCUAUGAAAUUCUUCAGCCCUAUCCUCUUCCUCCUCGUCUUCUUCCUCACCCAGCUGGGUUCCAAGGCUGCUCCCUCAGCCUCUCCAUCUCUGGCCUCCAACUUUCAGGGGAUGGACCAUGCCUCUGAGACCUCCCCUGGUGCUUCUAAAAAUUCUACCAGAGAUUGGUCUAACCCAGAAUUCCCUGGGACUGUUUAUCCUGAGCCCUCUGAGAGCACUCUUGCAGUUUCUCCUGAGACCUCCCCCCUCAACUUCACUGAAACUCUCAGCCUUCACCUCCAAGAAACCCCACAGCCUAUGUCCCCUGAGACCUCUAAGCCUGACUUACUCAUGACCUCAGUAUCAGAUCUCCUAGACACCCCCAAAACUAACCCCUUCAAAGUGACAGAAACUUCUGAGACCCCCAAAUCUGACCCAACUGGAAAUCCACACCCAGGAUCCCCUGAGACCUCCAAACCUAAUCUCUCAGAAAUUUCACAUCCAGAAUUUCCUGAGAUCCCAAACACUGACCCUAUACAGACCACACACCAAGAAUUGCCAGAGACUCCCCAACUUAACACCACUGAUGUCCCACAUGCCAAAACCCCCAAGACCCCAAAUCCUGACCCCGCCAAGACCCUUGAUUCCAAAUCUCUAGAAACCCACGACCCUGACACCACUGAGGUCCCAAAGUCUGAAUUCCCCCAAACAAUCCAUCCUGAUGCUACUGAAACCCCCCACCCAGAGUCCCAUGUGACCUACACCAGCCCUACUGAAAUCCCUCACACACAGUUCCCUCCCCCCCACCACCAAGAUGCAACAGAGGUGUCCAUGACCUCUGAGCCUGAAAUCUCCACUAGUCUUGACCUAGAAAUGCUUAUGACCUUCAAGAAUGAAGUCACUGCCUUAAAUGAACUGCACCUGAACCCCCCACCAGAAACCCAUACGGCCACGCAGUCCGACCUCUCUAAAUUGCCCACCUCAGAUUCUCCAGGGACCACUGAACUCAAGGACCCCCAGAACUCUGGCCCUAAAGGGUCAGACACUCCUCCUCCCUCAGCCCGGAUUGCAGGUCUCCCUGCUUCUCAAGAGCUCCCCAAUAAGCAGGCCCCUGCAACACCCCGGCCCCCGCAGCGGCGCAGCAGAGGAGACAGAGUCAAUACUAUCAUCGUGGUGGAGCGAGUGAAAGAGACCGGUGUGACUCUGGUGGGGCGCCCGCGCGGCGCUACGGGAGGGGCCCUGUGCCUGUUCUUUGCGGGGACUGGGCUGUUGAUAGGCAUCUUCCUCCUGCUGUGGUGUCUCUACCGCCGGGCGGCCCAACACCGGCCCUUCGCACACCACAGGCUCCCGGACAGCGGGGAUGAGCCCGUUUUGCAUUUGGACGCCCCGAAGGACCCCUACGACCUCUACUUUUAUGCGCCGGAUGCCUGGGUCCCUUCACACAUCGCCACCAAGCAGCCCCCUCCCACACCCCCACUACCACCCAAGCUGCCCCCGCCGCCACGCGGGGGUCGGCCCCAGCGCCUGGAGUCGCUGUCCCCAGCCACCCUCCCCAACAACUUCGUGUGAGCCCCUUUGGGGUCCAGCAGGACCUGUGCAUUGCUAGACGGAGGGAGAACCCAGAGGUCCUGUCCUCCUGGCAGGCUUGGCUGCUUAGUGGAGUUCCUCGGUAGAGGGUCCGACAAAGAGA
Sciurus carolinensis (gray squirrel) is the source of this 3796-nucleotide messenger RNA. RefSeq names its product golgi associated olfactory signaling regulator (gene Gfy). The record is from RefSeq and is a predicted model, not a curated record. Lineage: Eukaryota; Metazoa; Chordata; Mammalia; Rodentia; Sciuridae. The transcript has 4 exons. The coding region runs from base 2131 to 3675 and encodes 514 amino acids.